Molecule: messenger RNA, 3667 nt
Organism: Brienomyrus brachyistius
Lineage: Eukaryota; Metazoa; Chordata; Actinopteri; Osteoglossiformes; Mormyridae
Gene: man2b1
Product: mannosidase, alpha, class 2B, member 1
Exons: 24
Coding region: 34-3042 (1002 amino acids)
Biological process (GO): mannose metabolic process
Cellular component (GO): lysosome
Molecular function (GO): carbohydrate binding; alpha-mannosidase activity
Source: RefSeq, a predicted model, not a curated record
CCGCGCAGCGAGGCGCUAUCAUAUGAUCGGCAGAUGGCGGCGGGGGCGGUGGUGGUGUCGGCGAUGGGAGCUACGGCGGUGUUUUUGCUGUUCUGUUCCCCGGUUUUAGGGUUUCCCGCCGGGUAUUUCUCCGGCGACAGCGCGAGCUGUGGGUACAAGUCCUGCCCGGCGACGCGGCCUUCCAUGCUCAACGUCCACCUGGUGCCCCACACACACGAUGAUGUCGGCUGGCUCAAGACCGUGGACCAGUACUACUACGGAGACCGUAAUAACAUCCAGCACGCUGGCGUCCAGUACAUCUUGGACUCAGUGGUGGAGCAGCUGCAACUGGAUCCCGCCCGGCGCUUCAUCUACGUGGAGACGGGCUUCUUCUACCGAUGGUGGAAGCAGCAGAACAGCGCCACCCAGAGGGUGGUGACUCAGCUUGUCAAUGAGGGCCGCCUGGAGUUCAUCAACGGCGGCUGGUGCAUGAGUGAUGAGGCCACGACGCACUACAGUGCCGUCAUCGACCAGAUGACCCUGGGGCUGCGCUUCUUGAACGACACCUUCGGCGCCUGCGGCCGCCCCCGGGUCGCCUGGCACAUCGACCCGUUCGGACACGCGCGCGAGCACGCCUCUCUGUUCGCCCAGAUGGGCUACGACGGAUUGUUCUUUGGCCGCCUGGACUAUCAGGAUAAAGCUCGGAGAAUCAAGGACAAAGACAUGGAGAUGGUGUGGAGGGCCAGCGCCAGCCUGCUACCUCCAGCUGCGGACCUCUUCACUGGGGUCUUGCCCAAUGGGUACAACCCCCCACCGGGGUUCUGCUGGGACCAGUUGUGCAACGACCCGCCCAUCCGUGACGACCCUGACCUGGAAGAUUACAACGUGGACAGCGUGGUCAAGAACUUCCUGGAGAUCGCAAACAACCAGGCAUCGAUGUACAAGACCAACCACAUCAUCAUGACCAUGGGCUCCGACUUCCAGUAUGAGAACGCCAACAUGUGGUACAAGAACCUGGACAAACUGAUCCGCUACGUUAAUGCUCAGCAAUCCAAAGGCAGCCAAGUAAACUUGCUGUAUUCCACGCCGUCCUGCUACCUGCAGGAGCUGCACCGGGCCAACCUGAGCUGGUCUGUGAAGACUGACGACUUCUUCCCCUAUGCUGACGGGCCCCAUGACUUCUGGACAGGGUACUUCACCAGCCGGCCAGCACUGAAGCGAUACGAGAGGCUAACCAACAGCCUGCUGCAGGUCUGCAAUCAGCUGGAAGUCCUUGGUGGGCCGGAGUCCAGGAGAGGUCCCCACGGUGAAGGGGACAGCGAGACACUGAGGAGGGCCAUGGCCGUGGCCCAGCACCACGACGCUGUGUCAGGCACGGAGAAGCAGCAUGUCGCCAACGACUACGCCAAGAGGCUAGCCACCGGCUGGGCCCACUGCGAGCCACUGGUCAGCAACGCCCUGACGACGCUGAGCGGCUCGGAAAACCAGCAGACCUACUGCCUAAACCUCAACAUCAGCGUGUGUCCCGUCUCCGAGGGCCAAAACAAGUUCUCGCUGACCGUGUACAACCCCCUGUCUCGCUCCGUCAGCUGGGCGGUGCGACUGCCAGUCAAUGGCUCUCGCUACAGCGUGAGCGACCCCAGCGGGCGAGCAGUGGAAUCCCAAGUGAUUCCCGUUUCCAAGGAGACGCGCAGAAUCCGUGAGGACAAAGGCUACGCUGUGAACGAGCUGGUGUUCCAGGUGGAGGCUCCGCCUGUUGGCUUCAGAACCUAUGGUAUCUCCCUGGUCCCCAACAGCCCCGCCCCAGCCGGGCCAAGCCCAGUAGCCCCGCCCUUCAUUGAGAACCAGUACCUCAGGGUGACCUUCGACCCCGAGACAGGCCUGGUGAGCAGCCUCACGAACCUGGAGACCAAGCAGAAAGUGCAGCUCAAGCAGAACUUUUACUGGUAUAAUGCCAGUGUUGGAAACUCUGACAGUAGCCAGGCCUCAGGAGCCUACAUCUUCAGGCCCAACUCCUCCACCCCGCUGCUUGUCAAUUCAGCUGCGAAGAUUCAGGUGGUUCAGAACUCGCUGGUGCAGGAGGUCCAGCAGCAGUUCAGUCCGUGGGUCUCCCAGGUGGUGCGGCUGUACCGGGAAAGCAGGCACCUAGAGCUGGAGUGGACCGUGGGACCCAUCCCUGUGGAGGAUUCCUGCGGGAAAGAGGUGAUCACUCGACUGGAUACAAGUAUCAGCUCUUCUGGAUUAUUCUACACGGACUCCAACGGCCGGGAGAUGCUGGAAAGACUGAAAGAUUACCGCCCAACCUGGGAUCUGAAGCAGUCCGAGCCCGUCGCUGGUAACUACUACCCCAUCAACUCCCGCCUUUACAUCAAGGACAAGGAGAACCAGCUGACCGUGGUGACAGACCGCUCCCAGGGUGCCAGCAGCCUUCAAUCCGGCUCCCUGGAGAUCAUGCUGCACCGGAGGUUGCUACGUGAUGAUUGGCGGGGGGUUGGAGAGCCCCUGUCAGAGCCCGGCGACAACAACGAGGGCCUGGUGGUGCGUGGGCGGCUGCUUCUGCUCCUCACGCCGCCCGCGACCGCGGCAGACGCACACCGCCCCCUGUCGGAGGAGAUGGUACUGCAGCCGCUGCUGGCUCUUCAAGCUGCACAGCUGCACCCCAACCCCCAGCUGGAGUUCUCAGGACUGCAAGCCGCACUGCCCCCUGCUGUCCAUCUGUUGACAAUGUCCCAGUGGGACCAGGACUCUAUGCUGCUAAGACUUGAGCAUCAGUUUGAGGCCAAGGAGAGCGAGACGCAUUCUCAGACGGUCACCAUAAACCUGCAGAAGCUGUUCUCAACCCUGGAAGUGGUGGGCGUGUCCGAGAUGAAUCUAGCAGCCAAUCAGUGGAAAGAUGACAUGGAGCGUUUCGACUGGAAGACUAGCACAGGUGAGCAGCCACUGCCCCGAGCCCCGACUGACCCCUCACCAUGGGAGGUCACAUUGAAGCCCAUGGAGAUUCGCACCUUCCUGCUAAGGACCCAACGGAGAUGGCCAAUCCCCAGGACAGCCAGGCAGGGAUAGACAAUCGCGGACCAGCGGCAAGUCGGCAGACUCUUUAAAGCCGAUUCGUUUUGAGCCUGGCUGCUCACAUGGGCUGAGGGGCGCGGUUCCUCUGCCCGCUCCAAAUGCCAAAAAUCACUCGAGCGUUACCCUGUGGCAGCAAGUCUUUUAUUAAAUGAUGGAAAUUGUGUACGGCUGCCUUCAGAAUUUCAUUGGACUCAUUAUAAGCCACCUCCCACUGAAACGGAAAUCAACCUCGACCAGUGGUGUAAAUUUUGAUUCCCCGAAUAAGACUGAACACUGAAUCCACUGCAUUUCAUUUAUUUUUUUUUUAUUUUUUUGCUGUAACUGCUUCUCCAUGCCUGGGUGACUUUUGACUAAGCUGGCUUUCUGGCCCUGGAUGGCUCCAGUGAAAAGUCCACAUUCUUCUGUUUCAUAGACCCCUUUUACGGUCUGUCUGGCAGCAAGGAGAUCGUGUGUGUUAUUCGGGAAAUCUUCUUUUUCUGAUCCGUCAUCCUUUUGGUCUGAAGAACAAAAUGGUCAGUGCGAUGGUGAUUAUGGCUUUUGAAUUGUUUGAUAAAAUACACUGGUAUAUUUCUGUAUCUCGAUCCACAAAGUUGAAAUAAAGUCAGAUUUUUCGCAGUAA